Messenger RNA from Caenorhabditis bovis, 762 nucleotides. Lineage: Eukaryota; Metazoa; Nematoda; Chromadorea; Rhabditida; Rhabditidae. The record is from the annotation of a GenBank genome assembly.
AUGGCCAUGAUUCUCCGACUACCCAAUGAAAUUUUGAUCGGAAUCGCCGAGUAUUUGGAUUGGGGCGAUCGCGUUCAAUUCUCGCGUUGCAAUUUUCGCCUCCACCAACUAAUUGCGCCAAUUUGCACCAAUUAUGAAUCAAUUAGUGUGAAAGGCAAUGAGAAAACGGAGGCAGUACUCGAGAAAUGGAUCGACUAUGGAGUUAAAGAUCACAACGCAGAGGAUGAUUUUGUUGCGGCGUUGGAAGAGUAUUCCGGAAAAUUCGUUAAUAAACUUGGGGUUCCUGAUAGCCAAGAAGCAAUGGACCACGUUAAACGACUUCUGCCCGUCUCGCUUACAAUAUUCCCGGCGACGGGACUCAAUCAGAAGCCGAAAUGCGAAACGAUUGAUAUUUCAUCGAUGCGAAAUCUCAAAAGUCUCAAUUUAUAUUCGGGAAAUGUCGAUUUCGAUAUGGUGCUGAGCUCGAACUUGGAGCUUUUCGCGCAGCAAUCGCAAACGGUUCACAUCAAGCACGAGCAAAUUGUCAGACUUGUCGAACAAUGGAAAUCCGGCCGCAAUUGGAGAAGCGUGCAGCUUCUUCUCGACAAGGACACCCCAUUCAGCAAUUUGCUGCUACCGAAGGCCGAAGACCCCGGCUAUCCGAAUCGCAACGUAAGGGUUAUUCUCGAAGAUCUCUACCACGAGACCAUAUUCAAUGAUAACGGCGUCGCCGGCGAGCUGUGUCGUCAAAACGAUCAAUUUUUCUUCCGAACUGACGUUUAA